Molecule: messenger RNA, 690 nt
Organism: Argiope bruennichi
Lineage: Eukaryota; Metazoa; Arthropoda; Arachnida; Araneae; Araneidae
Exons: 1
Coding region: 1-690 (229 amino acids)
Source: RefSeq, a predicted model, not a curated record
AUGACAAAAGAGUUGGCGACGAGGAUGGGAUCUUCGAACAUUAGUUUUGAAUCUUAUGAUGCGUCUGUGGAAGACUGGUCCAGUUAUGUGGAACGUUUAGAAUCUUACUUCGUUGUUAAUGGGAUCGAAGAUAAAAUGAAAGUCCCUGUUAUUUUAAGCCUUAUGGGAGCAACAACGUAUAAAUUGUUAAAGAAUCUGGCCACUCCGAACAUUCCUUCUGAAUUGACUUAUCAAGAUAUCGUAACAUUACUUUCGGAACAUUUGAAUCCUAAACCACUGGAGAUGACAGAACGGUUUCGGUUCUACAAGAGGAAGCAAUUUGAAGGCGAGUCCAUUGCAAAUUAUUGUGCCGAAUUACAAAAACUGUCGAUACACUGUAACUUUGGGAACAAUUUAAGUACGAUGCUUCGUGAUAAAUUGGUGAUGGGUCUCAAAAACGAAAAUAUACAGAAAAAGCUGUUAGCAGAGGAUAAGUUAACAUACGAAAAAGCUAAGAGCAUUGCAUUCGCAAUGGAAUCUGCUCAGAGAGAUGUGUGUGAAAUUCAGAAUCAAAUGGUAUCGAUAAAAAAUUACAUAGCUCGCAAGAUAAAACUAUCAAAAAAGAUUUUUCUAAAUUUAAGAAAUCUGAACUUACAAAGAAGUUUGAUAAAUCUCGGAAAUGUUACAGAUGUGAUAGUACUCAACAUUUAG